CUCCCGUGCAUGUCCUUAAUGCAGCACAAGUUUAUCGUAAAGGAUCUUUCCUCGCCAAAACCCUUCCGGUUCUACAGCCUUUUCCCGCCAUUCUAGCGCGGAUCUCAUCUCUCCGUCCGCAAAAAAACUCGGCUCUUAAAAGCUGCCGAAAUUGACGACAAGUCCAUACCUAUUAUGCCUCUAACCCUAGUUUUUUUCUUCCCGUAACGCAGCUGAGAACUAGCUAGGGGUUUCGAUUUGACGACGUACCCUGUGCGCGUACGUGCAAGAUUCGAUGGAGAGCUACCUGAGGAAGAACUUCGACGUGGAGCCGAAGAAUCCGCCGGAGGAGGCGCUGAGGAGAUGGAGAUCUGCGGUUUGGUUGGUGAAGAAUCCUCGGAGGAGGUUCCGCAUGGUUGCCGAUCUCGCCAAGCGCGCCGAGGCCGAACGCAAACGCCAGAAAAUUCAGGAGAAAAUAAGAGUAGCUCUGUACGUGCAUAAAGCAGCACUGCAUUUCAUUGCCGUGGGUAGUCGGACCGAGCACAAGCUCUCUGAUUCAGUUAGACAAUCUGGUUUCGACAUUGAACCGGAUGAACUCGCCUCGAUUGUUCGUUCUCACAAUUCCAAGGCCUUGGUCUCCCACGGUGGAGUGGACGGAUGUGCAACGAAAAUUUCGGUCUCACUAAAAGAUGGCAUUUCCGCGAGUGAUUUACCUCUGAGGCAAAAGGUCUACGGAUUGAACAAAUUUGUGGAAAAGCGUUCUAGACCCUUCUGGAUGUUUGUUUGGGAUGCCCUUCAAGAUUUGACUCUGAUCAUCCUCAUGGUUUGUGCUGCCGUCUCAAUAGGUGUGGGAAUUGCCACAGAAGGGUGGCCGAAAGGAAUGUAUGAUGGCCUAGGAGUAAUCCUAUGUAUUUUCCUGGUGGUUUUUGUUACUGCAAUCAGUGAUUACAAACAGUCCUUGCAAUUUAAGGAUUUGGACAAGGAAAAGAAGAACAUAAUUGUUCAAGUGACAAGAGAUGGAACCAGACAGAAGGUUUCAAUCUAUGACUUAGUUGUUGGGGAUGUUGUGCACUUAUCAAUUGGAGACCAAGUCCCUGCAGAUGGGCUUUUCGUAUCGGGCUACAGCCUUUCGAUCGAUGAAUCAAGCUUGUCUGGUGAGAGUGAGCCUGUGAAUGUCGAAGAAAAUUUGCCUUUUCUCUUAUCUGGGACCAAAGUCCAAGACGGUUCUGGUAAAAUGAUGGUGACAUCGGUUGGGAUGAGGACCGAAUGGGGGAGAUUGAUGGUCACUUUGAAUGAGGGGGGAGAAGAUGAGACCCCAUUGCAAGUGAAGCUAAAUGGAGUAGCAACUAUUAUUGGGAAAAUCGGCUUGGCUUUCGCUGUGUUGACAUUUCUGGUUUUGACCACACGGUUUCUAAUAGUGAAGGAGAUGAAUAACGAAAUCAGGAAAUGGUCCACUAACGAUGCGCUUGAUCUUUUGAAUUUCUUUGCAAUUGCAGUAACUAUCCUUGUGGUUGCAGUUCCAGAAGGGUUGCCAUUGGCAGUGACACUAAGUCUUGCAUUUGCAAUGAAGAAACUAAUGAACGAGAAGGCGCUUGUGAGGCAUUUAUCGGCUUGUGAGACAACGGGGUCUGCUAGUUGCAUUUGCACCGAUAAAACUGGAACAUUGACCACAAACCAUAUGGUUGCGACCAAGUUAUGGAUAUGUGGCCAAGAAAAAUCAAUAACAGGGUAUGAAGCCGUGAAUUCAUUAAACUCUUCGGUUUCUAAAGAAGUACUGGAAAUGCUUUUGCAGUCAAUUUUCCAGAACACGAGUUCUGAGAUAGUAAAGGGUAAAGACGGAAAGACCAACGUUAUGGGAAGCCCAACAGAGGCGGCGUUGUUAGAAUUUGGCAUGAUUUUCAGGGAUGAUUUUAAGGCCUCUUGGACAGACUCGAAGAUACUAAAAAUUGAACCUUUCAAUUCUGUUAAGAAGAAGAUGUCUGUGCUUGUUUCUCUCCCGAGUGGUGGGAUUCGAGCAUUUUCCAAAGGUGCCUCAGAAAUUGUUUUGAAAAUGUGUGAGAAAGUUGUCAAUGAAGAAGGGGAUUCUAUUCCUAUGUCGAUAGAACAAAGGGAAAGUAUUGCAAAUGUUAUCAACAGUUUUGCUUGUGAGGCUCUAAGGACUCUGUGCUUGGCUUACAAGGAUACAGAAGGGGCUUAUGAUAAGGAUAGUGUUAUUACUGAUGAUGGAUAUACGCUUAUAGCAGUUGUGGGAAUUAAGGAUCCGGUUAGACCCGGUGUGAAGGAGGCCGUUAAGACCUGUUUGGCUGCAGGAAUAAUGGUCCGUAUGGUGACUGGUGACAACAUCCAUACUGCCAAAGCCAUUGCUAGAGAAUGUGGGAUUUUGACAGCUGAUGGUGUUGCAAUAGAAGGGCCAGAAUUUCGAGAUAAGAGUGAAGAGGAGAUGAGGGAUAUCAUUCCUAGACUUCAGGUGAUGGCUAGAUCAUUACCGUUGGACAAGCAUAAGCUAGUGACCCAGUUGAGGAACAAUUUCAAAGAAGUCGUGGCUGUGACCGGUGAUGGGACGAACGAUGCUCCUGCUUUGCACGAGGCCGAUAUUGGACUUGCUAUGGGUAUAGCAGGAACGGAGGUUGCCAAAGAAAAUGCAGAUAUUGUCAUAAUGGACGACAACUUUAAAACCAUUGUGAACGUUGCCAAAUGGGGCCGAUCAGUUUAUAUCAACAUCCAGAAAUUCGUUCAAUUCCAGCUAACAGUCAACAUCGUCGCCCUCAUGAUCAAUUUUGUCUCUGCUUGCAUCUCCGGAUCUGCCCCUCUUACCGCUGUUCAGUUGCUGUGGGUGAACAUGAUUAUGGACACUCUCGGGGCACUAGCACUGGCCACCGAGCCUCCUAACGAUGAGCUGAUGAAAAGGCCGCCGAUUGGGAGGAAUGUUAGUUUCAUCACUAAGGUGAUGUGGAGGAAUAUUAUUGGUCAGAGUAUUUAUCAACUGGUUGUACUUGCUAUUUUCAAUUUUGAUGGAAAACGGCUGUUGAAGCUCAAUGGAUCAGAUGCUGAAUCUGUUCUCAAUACAUUCAUAUUCAAUACCUUUGUGUUUUGCCAGGUAUUCAACGAAAUAAACAGCAGGGACAUGGAGAAGAUGAACAUUUUGCGCGGCAUCUUUAGCAGCUGGUUAUUCAUGACCAUCAUCGUCUCGACAGUGGCUUUUCAAGUUGUCAUCGUUGAAUUUCUUGGCACUUUUGCAGAUACUGUGCCUCUGAGCUGGGAGCUUUGGUUAACCAGCAUAGUAAUUGGAGCAGUAAGUCUGCCCGUCGCAGUUGUCCUAAAGUGCAUCCCUGUUGGCGAGUCUAAAGUUCGCAACAUUGUUCAGAAACAUCAUGAUGGUUAUGAUCCUCUCCCCAGUGGUCCAGAUUUGGCUUGAUAUUGGUGCUUCAAGUCCAACUGUGUUUCAAAUUAGGCUGAUGUAAGGAUUCUCAUCAGAAUUCAGCUGGAAAUUUGGUGUUUUGGGUAGGAAAACCUUAGAAAGUUACUUGAAUUUUUUUUUUGGGGGUGAUUUCAGGUAUACUUUGGUGUGUCCUGAAUUUAUGGUUUGAGAUUUGGCAAGUGAUUCUUCUUUGAUUUCUAUAAAUACCCAUUUGCAAAUUUGAUCUCACGUUUGAAAGUUUCCCUUCAACAUCAAACAGUUGCAAUCAUCAAUUAUAAAUACACACAGCGGAGAAUCAAUAAUAAAUCUACGCAAGGAGUGAAACUGAUAAUCCUUGGCUACUGAGAAAUGGUUUUGAUUGAUUUUCAUGAUACGGUUUGGUUCUGGAUUUACACUUCAAAAGUUCCAAUAAUUGUGAUACUACGAAGUAUAUGAACGCAUUGAUAUAAGAAGUAUACGAACCAAUAAAACCAAUUCACUUUGUAUUUUUAAUUAAUCGUAAUAAGCAAAUGCACAUGCGAUUCUGUGUGCUUUGUACACUAUAUUAUUGACCAUCGUACUUCCGUAACAGUUAAUGUACAGUACAAAGAGUUUGUAUAUUUAAACAUUUUACAAGCAAGUCCUACAAUAUCCAGCAAAAUUAGAAGUUCAUUUAAGAUUUUUGUUUUGCUUAUGUAGCUAAAACCAACUUAUGUUAACUUGAUAAAUAGUUUAGGUAUGGCAUCAACCCUGAAAGCAAACUAGAACCAGGCACUGUUUUUUGCGCUUUGACUCAGGGUCGAUCCUAGAUGUUAUAAGGUUCUGUUCCUAAAUAGUUUACCUUAAAUCUCGACCAAAUCAGAGAACCACCACACGCUUGCAGACUCCAUACAACAAUCUACUCAGUAACUAACACCAACAUCACAACUGACAAUUCAUAUGAAAGUACUUCCAUGGAAAAUCCUAGUAACCUUCAUGCAGAGUACAUUAGUUCAAACCAACAGCAGACUCGCAUGAAGGAUCUAUCACAGACAUCAGGACUUAGUGAGAUGCGGGAUCAGCAUUUCUUCGUACAAAGAGUUUGCCUAUAUCUUCUGUCACAAUAUUACUCC
Molecule: messenger RNA, 4488 nt
Organism: Rhododendron vialii
Lineage: Eukaryota; Viridiplantae; Streptophyta; Magnoliopsida; Ericales; Ericaceae
Product: calcium-transporting ATPase 4, plasma membrane-type-like
Exons: 7
Coding region: 275-3394 (1039 amino acids)
Biological process (GO): calcium ion transmembrane transport
Cellular component (GO): intracellular membrane-bounded organelle; membrane
Molecular function (GO): P-type calcium transporter activity; ATP binding; calmodulin binding
Source: RefSeq, a predicted model, not a curated record